CCAGCCAGCCAGCCAGCCAGCCGCGCGAGGGUCGGGUCAAUGCUGGCUCCCAUGAAUUCCUUCCCGUCUCGUCAUCUCCCCUCCUGUCGUCCCGGCUGGUCAAAAUCCUUCGCGUACACACCCACGCGUAUUACCAUGUAUACAUAGCCUCGCCCCCGGCCCGUACGCGACUGCGAUAGAUCCCCCAACCCUCCCCGCCCGCCCGCCCGCCCUCCGCCCCGCCGCCUCUCCCCAUCCACGCCAGCAGCCCAGCGGAAACGCACACUGGAACGCCGAGGGAUCCACGAGCCGGGCCGCGCUGCGAGGAGCCAUGGAGUUCACCGCCGCGUCCAGCAGCAGCAGGCUGUCGAAAGAGGGGGACGAGGAGGAGGAGGGGGAGGAGAUGGAGGAGGAGGAGGCCUCCCCGCGUGAGAUCCCCUUCAUGACGGCCAUGACGGCGGCCGCCUCGUCCUCCUCCCCGACGUCCGCGUCCGCAUCUUCUUCAGCGGCGGCGGCCUCCGCGUCGGCGUCUGGGUCGGGCUCUCCCUUCCGCUCGAGCGACGGCGCUGGGGCGUCUGGGAGCGGGGCGGGCGGCGGCGACGUGGAGGUGAUCGACAAGGAGCACAUGUUCGACAAGGUGGUCACGCCGAGCGACGUGGGCAAGCUCAACCGGCUGGUGAUCCCCAAGCAGCACGCCGAGAAGUACUUCCCUCUGGACGCGGCGGCCAACGAGAAGGGCCUGCUGCUCAGCUUCGAGGACCGCGGGGGCAAGCUCUGGCGCUUCCGCUACUCCUACUGGAACAGCAGCCAGAGCUACGUCAUGACCAAGGGCUGGAGCCGCUUCGUCAAGGAGAAGCGCCUCGACGCCGGGGACACCGUCUCCUUCUGCCGCGGCGCCGCCGACGCCACGCGCGACCGCCUCUUCAUCGACUGGAAGCGCCGCGCCGAACUCCGCGACCCGCACCGCCUCGCGCGCCUGCCCAUGCCCAUGCCCACCUCCUCUCCCUACGGCCCGUGGGGCGCCGGACCGGGCGGUUUCUUCAUGCCGCCCGCGCCUCCAGCCACCCUCUACGAGCACCACCGCCUCCGCCAGGGCUUUGACUUCCGCAGCAUCAGUCCCGCCGCUCCGCCGAGGCCGCAGGUGCUCUACUUCGGCUCCGCGGGAAUUUUCCCGCACGCGACCAUGCCGCCUCCGCAGCCGCAACCUCCGCUGCACAUUGCGGUGCAACCGAGCCCGCCGGUCACGGUCGGCAUGCCCAUGGUCCUCGAUUCGACGCCACUCGUCAACAGCCCGACGGCGGCCGCGAAGCGCGUGCGGCUGUUCGGAGUCAACCUCGACAACCCGCACACCCACGGCGGCGAGUCAAGCAACGAUGCCAACGCAUUGUCGCUGCGGAUGCCGGGAUGGCAAAGGCCGACACCGUUUAGGUCGCUGGAAUUGCCCCAGCACGGUGCAGCCGGAGCGGAGUCGUCUGCGGCCUCGUCGCCGUCGUCAUCAUCAUCCUCCAAGAGAGAAGCGCAUUCCUCCUUGGAUCUCGAUCUGUGAAGGAUAUUUGGUGAGCUCGAUCGGGAGCGUGCCCAAGGAAAGUUCAACAAUUCCUUCUUCAGUUUGUCACCUUCCUUUUCUUCCUCUCCACCUUUUGCGGUUCCGUUAUAACAUUGAUAGAAGCCAGCAUUUAACAUUUCAUUUUCGUUUUCGUUUUGGCCAAUCAAAUUCUUGGGUGUUGGUUUGAGAAUUAUUAAUAUAUAGAGAGAAACUAGCGAAUCAAUCAAUUCUUCAUGAGUUCGUCUGGUUUCGAAUAAGAUUCCUUCAUUUUCGGUCUUCCCCGCUAUCCCAGUAUAGCUUGUGAUUUCUAAGUCAAAUUAUUUUCCUUUACUAAUUGGUUGGUCCGCAGUUUGGUUGACCAAUUCCGUUUGCCCCCACAUAUGAUAACACACCUCUAAAUUUGCAAACCCCAAACAGCAUUAAUACGGCCAAGAUCUGAAUCGUAUGAUUACGAGCGCAGUCUGAUACACAUCCAUCAUCCCGAACUUGCAUCAUAUGAAUGAUCUUCUCCUCUAGACUGAACCUUCAACGCAGCUCUCAGAAACAGUGGCGAGGCAAUGACAUUGAUGGCGGAUUAGCGAUGCAAGCAGCUGCCACCGGAGAAGCUACAUACGAGCAUUGCAGGUCAAAUCCUUCACUUCUGAAGAGAUCCUUAAAUUCCUGUAGUUUACUCCUCUUCAUUAGUACUGCUAGUCUGCUAUGUCGUAUCUUAUAUUUAUGUGCUUGGCCUUCUUGCUUUUAAUUCGUGAGUUUGCUGAUACUUUUUGUACCGUUUCAUACUCCAUAUGCAUAAUUAGAUGAUCGUAAUGGCAAAGAUCAUAGGGACUGGUACAAGCAAAUUUAAGGAAUUCCUGUCGCGGUUUUUACCCAACAGGGACUGUAAACUAAACCCCCAUAUAUAUAUAUAUAUAUAUAUAUAUAUAUAUAUAUAUAUAUACUGUAGGCCAAAUUAUACGUCUAGUUUUUUUUGUCUGGCCCUGGAGUGGUAUACGCUCCGAGUGUUCUUUAUGUUCUUGGCAGUCUGUAAAGAGGUGGUGCACUGCACUGGGCACUUGCCACUGGCCUUAACUUCUUUGUACGUCUGUUAAAAAUUUAUGGGCGGAGGAGGGACCUCAGCACUAGCUCGACUGUUGCUAUAACAGUAGGAACAGUGAGGUGUGCGUAUAUGCACAUCUCUUGGGGUAGUACGUCUUGCUCGGAAUUGCUCUCCCUUGUUGUCCUUUCUGUGUGAGGCAGUGAGAAAGACAAAGGCCUCUCUCUAUAUUUAACUUUCUUCCCUCUUCUCCUUUUCACUGCAGUGAGUAGGUACGUUGUGUACGCCUGCUGCUGGUAGCAAUGGGGGCAUGGCCACGUACUGAGUCCUCAAUAGGUAUCCAUAACUAGCAAAGUGUAGGAGGGGGAUCCUUUUGCACUGGCAUGGCCGGAAUAGAUAUAUAGAUGCUGUGCCUGAAAACGAAAGUACCUUUGGUCCAGUGUAAGCUCAAAAAGGAAUGGGAGUUAAUGGGGAAAUAAAUAAUGGGCAGGAGAUCGACUGGGAUUGUCUAUAUAUCACUAUAAGCGUGUUUUCUUGUUCUUCCUCUUUUUUUGCUUGCUUGGUGUUCACUUUGGUUUUUAUUUUGUCAUUUGACGUACUGCACUCACUCGAUACAGUUCCUUCGAGAUUAACUGAUUGAUAGUUCAUACGUUUAACUUACCUCGGGCUCGAGGUUAAUGCAUGUCUUCUGUGUCGUCCCUCUUACACUAAGCAUAAGUAUCUAGGCCAGUCUACAAAUCAAUAGUUGAUGUCUCUUGUAUAUCCUGGUAUCUUCUGGAACAGCAGAAAUAUACGUAUUAACUUUGGAGAAAAGCUUUAGCUACUUUGGAGAAAAGCUUUAGCUAAGGAAUACGAGUUACAAAAAAAUAUUGUUGCAUCAAAGAUCAUUAGCACCUCCUUGUCAUUGUCAAUACCUGUUGAUAUUGUGUGCUGUAUUAUGGUUAACUACACCGCAAACAUCUACAAAUACUCCCUCCGUCCCAUAAUAUAUAAGAUUACUACAACUGAUAUACUCACAUCUUGGUUGUAAUAAGAUCUUAUAUUAUGGGACAGAGGCGGUAUUACUUUUGGUUUAAUCACUGUAUAUUUCACUUCAAUUAGUCAUACAUUCUUCCAUUUAUUUGUUUACACAUUUAAUCUGUCUUGUUUUUUAAGAUUGCAAUAUUUUUAUUAUUACACUGCCAUGGUUCCUUGGUAGUACCAAAUACAAGAAUUUUGGCACCAUUUUUUAUUACGAAUCUCAUAUGUAUUCUCACUGCAUAAACAUGGAUGAUCUAGUCUAGCAAAAACCAUUAAAGGGAUUCAAAAAUCUUCAAUUUCUUAUAGAACAAUUUUAAUCAUUUUCACAUUAUGCAACAAAUUUUUCUCAUAAUUAAGUACUAUGGUUUCUGGCUCUUUUUAUAACCUACACAUCAUCUUGUUUUUAGCAGAUAGUAUGAUGAUUGUUCAUCCAACAACCUUCCAGCCCAAAUGUCAUUGUGCAUUUUUUUCUUUUCUUUUUUACAUUUCUGUUCUUACAGUAAAACUGUAGAAGCAUCUAUGAAGUAUAUGCAUGUAUGGUUUGCUAAACCAACUAGUAGGAUAGGAAAAUUGUUAACUGAAAUAUACUUAGUAUUUAUCACACACAACAGAAAAUGCUUAUCAGGAUCUUAUGGAGUUGUAAUGGCACAAUCCAAAAUAAGUCAUAUAUGAUCCAGUAGCUUUUUUUUGCAGAAUAAUUAGAUCCAGUAGCUAGAUAUACUUCAGCUUCGAGUGGUAUGGAUAUAUUAUUUUAGACAUCAAGGUUAUGUAGAAGACGGUUAUUUAUACUACCUUCGUCGGUGUUUGUGUUAGUCUUCUGUGUAUCAAUUAGUUACAUAUGUGAACCUUAUUUAGUUGCUGCUUGACAUGUAAUUUUUGUAAUUUUCUACCAUGUCUCAAAUAUAUAAUAUGAUAACAUACAUAUGCUGGCUGUGUUGUCUACUACGUACUCCCUCCGUCCAUAAUACUUGUCGUGAUUUUAGUUCAAAAAUUUGAACUAAAAACACAACAAGUAUUUUGGAACAGAGGGAGUAACUUUUAAGAAAGCGACGUUAGCUUCUUUCUCUUUCUGCAUGCACUUGUAUAUUUAGCAAAUCUAGCAGAAGCUAUAGGGAAAAUAUUUACACCCCACUAGCAAAAUUUGAGCUGAAUGCGAUUUAUUUAAAUAUCUACUCCCUCCGUCUGAAAAUACUUGUCCGAGGAAUGGAUGUAUCUAGAUGUAUUUUAGUUCGAGAUACAUCCAUUUGUAUCCAUUUCUACGACAAGUAUUUCCGGACGGAGGGAGUAUGUGAUUUUUUGUGUUGAAAGAUAGUAUAUGCUAAGCAGGUUAUUGAAGUCUUGACUAAUUAGCCACAAAAUAUUGAUAUCAGCGUGCAGUUUUUUGUUUAAAAAUAUGCAUCGAUUUUAGCACACAAAUUAAAUCUAGACAAAUGAAAUUGUGUUGAUCUUCAAACUUAAUUAGAAACAGUUGACUACACCUAGCAAUCCACAGUAAUAGCUAGCUAGAUAUGGUUCGUCAUGUUUGGUUAUAUUUGUGUCUUACUGUUAUGCAUAUGCUCAAAGUAAUUAGAUUACAGUUAGCACUAAAUAGAGCUAAAAUGAUGGUCAUUCGAUUAUGCCCUUAUAAUGAAUAAAGUGGACUUGUACUGGUGAGUACAAGUAUGAGGCUAUGUACGGAAUUCACGAAUCAACUUGUGUUUUGCUUUGAAGGAAAAAUGCUACUGUUGGCAGAAGGUUCAUAUGCAUGAUAGAUAUACUAGGAUUGGACAUCACGUUUUUGUUUUAUAUGUGUUAUCCUGCAGUUACUCUUGUAAAUAUUGAGGGGAUGCAUGGACUUAUGCGUGCUGUGCGGAACGACUAGUCUUCAUUUUCUGAAGCUGCAUGUGCCAUGUGGAUAUGUAUAUGCAUGCACGCAUCGGAUCAAUUUAUGAUAUUGUUUCCGUGAAACAUGAGUAAGACAUUACUUAGAAAAGUUCUACAGUUAAGUCUCCUGCUCUUCUUUGGCGUUUGGCUGACAUUUUAAGGCAGAAAACUGUGAUGCGUGAUGGCCGCAAUCAUAUAGAGUACUGGUAUACUACUCCCUGUGAAGUACACAUAUAUAAUAUCGAGUUGCAUUUGUCAGCAUAAGUAGACAUGAGAGAGAGAGAGAGAUGCUUCCAUGGUUUACGCAUGUGUGGAGAAAAAAAGAUAAGGAGACUGUAUGUAUUAAUUUCUUCUGUAGAAUCUGGUGCAGUGUAAUAUUACAGCGCAGUUAUUUUCAACUAUGCACAGGUUUUAAUAUCA
Triticum urartu is the source of this 5861-nucleotide messenger RNA. The record is from RefSeq and is a predicted model, not a curated record. Lineage: Eukaryota; Viridiplantae; Streptophyta; Magnoliopsida; Poales; Poaceae.